Molecule: messenger RNA, 1122 nt
Organism: Botrytis byssoidea
Lineage: Eukaryota; Fungi; Ascomycota; Leotiomycetes; Helotiales; Sclerotiniaceae
Exons: 1
Coding region: 1-1122 (373 amino acids)
Source: RefSeq, a predicted model, not a curated record
AUGUUGAUGUUAUUUCUUCUAUCAUCCGCUCAAACACUCGUUGCUAUAAAUGGUUUCUCGAUAUCAGAACCAUCACCUUCAACAUCUCCUAGCACAACAAAACCAGAGUUCUCGACAUCGAGGAAGGAUGAAUCGACAUCCACGUUAUCUACAGCCACAUCAUUGAUCACAAACACAAUCGCUAUCUCUUCUAUUCUAUCAGCCUCUUCAACUUCUGGAACAGAGCACCUUACGGGCAAUGCCGAAGUUGCAUCAACAGCCACAACGAGUGAUGCUCAAUCGACUCAAACAGCAACUUCAUCCACAAGCUCUGGUACAAAUCGCAAUACGCUGAUCAUAAUUCUCGCUUCUGUCCUCGGUACACUCGCUAUCAUAGUUGUUUCAAUUGCUGUAUAUCUUCUCAGGCGAUAUCGAAGGGAACGUAGUUUUAGUGGAAGAGGAGUGACUCCGAUAGACGACAGCGAAAUCGAAUCAUGGCGACGCUCUGGGAAUGAAAGAAAGGUGUUUAUGGGCGAGGACUUGGUAUUCGACAAGGAGACUGGAGGUCGAGACUACUUUCAAUCCAACACAAUACAAAUGGCGCACUCUCCGGGUUGGACGUGGACUGCUUCUCCUACAUCCACUCGAACACGAUCUACUUUUUACCCUUCAGGUAUCUCAGGAUACGUACCUGAUACCCCUACUUUCCUCGCUCAGGCUCCGAACGCUAGAGUUGGUCUUACCGACGAAAUCAUACCGGGUGCAGAACCAUUUAUCAAACCAGCGGAACGACAUAGAUCAAGGUUAUCAAAGUCAGGAGGCCAUUCACGUACGAAGAGCAGGAGGAGUAGUUUGAGUGCGAGAAGUAUGUGGAGUAUCAAAAGUGGCAAUGGAGGCGAAUCAAAAGAAUUGAGAGCCAAUGACAGGGUAGCGACAUGGUACGAUCCAGAAGAUGACUUUCGAACCCACAGAGAUUACAGCCACAACAGAGACUACAACGAUUCACCCAUGUCAUUCCGAGAAAUGACACCAGGCCCGGGGACGCCUGGGCCAGUCACAUCAUUAUCACCAAGACCACCACCACGUGCUGCGCACCCGUCAUUCUGGGAUAGCGACCGUGAGAUUGGGUUGGCCAUCUCAUAG